UUCUGCUUUCUCGAUUCCUUGAUCCAAAGCAGAACAGUAGGAGAGAAGCGAGGAGGAUAAAAAUUAACACAUGAGGCUCGCAGCUAAAGUUUCGAGGGUCUUCAGAAAUGGAAUAGGGUCCCUUUUAGCGGUUAAACCGCCUCCUCCAAAAGUGGUGGCACCGCCGCUCAGACAAUUUUCAGCCACUAGCACGCCCAACCCAGUUGCAGUUGAAAUGAUCAAAUACGCCACCUCUCUUGCUCGCCAGAACAAAACAGAAGAAUCGUACGCGCAAGGAUUGCUGGUAUUGGAACAGUGCGAAUCAACUCAACCAGAUGAGAAUUCCAAGGGUUUGGUUGAGCUUGCUCGCUCUACCUUAAUGUUUGAGAGAGGGUUCCAUGAGACAGCAAUUGAGGGAUUGGGAAAGCUUCAAGAUUUAAGCUUGUCUUCUCUUGAUAUCAAAGUUGCUGCUUCUGAAGCUCUGGUGGGAAUUUAUCUACAAAUAUAUCGAGAGGAUGCAGCAUCAGCUGUUGCAGAUUUGGCAUUGCAAAUCCUAGGAUCAAUUAGACAUGGAUUAGGUGAUGGGGGUGGAUUUGAGGUUCUAGAAGCCCGAAUCAAAGCUCUGAAAGGUCUGAUCGAGCUCAUAUGCGGUGACACUGAAUCUGCACAGUCGGUCUUUGAGGGAAUACCGGGAGAGGGAUUGUUGAGUGCCAAUGCUGCCCUGUCUUAUGGCGAGUUCCUUCAUGGAACGCGGAAAUUUUCCACUGCAAAGGAGUUGUACCAGAGAGUAACUCAGGCAAUGUCCGACAUCAAGGAUUUUGGUGAUCCUAACAACCUUGGAGCUUGUAACAUGACACCACGGGAAGUUGCAAUUGCCGCUGGUUGUUCUUUAGGGCAGCUCGAGGCCCAUGUGGGGAAUUUUAGUGAUGCAGAGGAGAUACUGACCACUGCAAUGAAUCAAGUGGAAGAGCACUUUGGCCCUCAACAUCCCAAAGUUGGUGUCAUUUUGACCUGCAUUGCUCUCAUGUAUCGGCUAAAAGCCAUGGCGGAGCGCUCGAGCUCCCUUCUAAUUCAAGAGGGUCUUUUCAGAAGAGCAAUCGAGCUGCUUAAAGCUCCAUCUUUAGAGGUUCAUGGUGUCGAUGGAAACAUUAGCAUGAAAGAUAUAAUCGCACUAGCCAGAGGUGGGUAUGCAGAAACGCUUCUUGUGCAACAGUCGAGAAAAGCAGAAGGGGAGAGAUUGAAACAUUGGGCAGAAACUGCUUGGGGAAACCGGUGGAUGUCACUGGGCGAAGCAUUGGAGCUUUCGGAAUCUUCGCCUAAGAUGGAUCCGAAUAUCAACCAGGAAAAACAGAGUGGCCCGAAGUCGUCGGACUUGCCUCAGAAGAAGCAGAGAACAAGAUAAAGAGAGAGGCCGCCGCAGGGACUAAAAUCCAUGUGGUGCCUUCCAAUUCAUUUGUGACAACAGAUUUCCGCAUGGAUCGGGUUAGAAUCUUCAUAGAUUCCUCCGGCAAAGUUGUUAAACCACCCAGAAUUGGAUAAUACUACAGUAAUAUAUUGAUCACCUUGUAGCUGGGCAUUUUAUCGGAUUUCACAUAAUAGUUGAUAAAUAAUUGGCACCUUCGUGUACUGA
Molecule: messenger RNA, 1609 nt
Organism: Salvia hispanica
Lineage: Eukaryota; Viridiplantae; Streptophyta; Magnoliopsida; Lamiales; Lamiaceae
Gene: NDP1
Product: Tetratricopeptide repeat (TPR)-like superfamily protein
Cellular component (GO): mitochondrion
Molecular function (GO): protein binding
Source: RefSeq, a predicted model, not a curated record